This is a messenger RNA of Alnus glutinosa, 3155 nucleotides long. RefSeq names its product F-box protein SKIP14. Lineage: Eukaryota; Viridiplantae; Streptophyta; Magnoliopsida; Fagales; Betulaceae. The transcript is spliced from 2 exons. Gene Ontology annotation, cellular component: cytoplasm. The record is from RefSeq and is a predicted model, not a curated record. The coding region runs from base 799 to 2217 and encodes 472 amino acids.
UCUAAUUUCCUUAUUUUCUUUAUAUCUCUUUUUGCCCUUUACUAUUCUCUUUCUCUCUCCCUCUCUCUCUCCCCCUCUCGCUAUUGCUUUUCUUUGAGAACUCGAUCGACGGGCUCGCCGCUCUUCGGAUCGAAUUCCGACCAGACAGAAACCCUAAAAGCCCCAAACUUCAUAGAUUCAACAAAGAAGCUUUUUCUUCUGCGAGGAUUCGAUACCAAGAGACUCCGCUCUUGCCGUCGAUUGUAUUCCUUGUGUGGGCAAAUAAAUUAGGGUUUUGUUUCCGGCCAUCGUCGUGGUAAUCAUUGUCGAUUAGAUUCGAUUUGGUCAUCGCCGAUUCAGGUUCUUUAUUUGUCUUUUGCUCCACUGCUUAUCCAUUUAUUCGAUCCGAAUAGUCUUCUCGUUUUUUUUUUUUUUGUUCUUUUUUUUUUGUGUAAAAUUUGCAAACCCUAGUUUUGAUCAGGUUAGCUUAGGGGUAAAAAAGAAAAGAAAAAAAAAAAAGAAAUUUGAUUGAUUCUUAUGUUGUAGAUAUAUUCGUUUAGGGCAUCGUUUUUAUUCCAUUCUAGCUAAUUUCAGGUUCUUCGCAAGAAACUCUGUGAAAUUUUUGGUGCGUCGUUUUAGUUUGCCAUCCGAAAUCGAGGGUUUUUCUUGUUAGAUCUCCCGGGAAAUUUUCCCUUUUCUUUUGUUUUUGCAAUUAUUUUUUAUUUUUAAACCUUGUGUUUUUCGGAAAAAGACUCAAAGAAAUCUAGGGUUUGGUCAUAUAUUCUGUAAAGAGAGAUUGGGAUAAGGUUUAUAUAUACAAUGGCCUUGAACUUUUCGCAUCGACCAAUCUUUCCUGCGCAUCUGGCCGAGGACAAUUUGGUUUCGCCCAUUAGGAUUGCUAAUGGUUAUCUUGUCGAGGGUCUCCCGGAGAAGAAUGGAGAUGGGUUCGGCAAGUCUUGGCUUUCGAACCGGGAAGUUGAUGAUCCAUUUGAUUAUGGGAGGGACAGAUGUGAUAGGAGUGGCUCACAGGAGUCGGUAUCAAACGACGUUCUUGAUCUUUUGCCUUCAGAUCCCUUUGGUAUGGAUAUAAGUACCACUUUUACAGCAAUCACUGGUUGGCUUGAAGACUUGGAGGUUGAUUAUGGUGGUUUUGGUGGGUAUGGUGGGGAUGAGGUUGGGGCAAGCAAUGAUAGCUAUCAGUUAUUUGCAGGGUUGAAUUUUAUUUGGAACAAUGCUAUGAGAUUCCAGGCUUUCCCUGGGACUAUGGAGGUUGAUAAUAAGUCCAAUGUGGCAAGUGGACUUGGUGGGUGUUCAGGGAUGAAGGAAGUUCGUGAUGCUUCCUGCCAUGGUCAUUUUGGAUCAGAUUGUAACAUGGAUGACAUUCUAGGUUUGGGAAAUGAAACUUUUGGAGUUGCUGGCCAGCAAGGUGAAGAUUGUUGGGAGGGCAAUGGGAUUUGUUCCGAUGGAGAUAUAGGAGCUCCUCAUGCAGCUUUCAAUUUAGCCCUUGGUUAUGUGAGUGAGCGGGAUCUCCUUGUUGUUGAAACUGUGUGUAGAUCUCUGCGCUCUACAGUUCGAGGUGACCCUCUUUUGUGGAGGAGUAUACACAUUGAUCAACCUUUGAAUGAGAAGAUCACUGAUGAUAUUCUUUUGCAAUUAACUAAUAGAGCUCAAGGUAGUCUCCAAUGCUUGAGCCUGGUGGAGUGCACAAAGAUCACUGAUAAUGGUCUGAAACGCGUGCUUGAAAGUAAUCCAAGGCUUACCAAGUUGAGUGUGCCAGGAUGUACAAGACUCAGUAUUGAAGGUAUUGUGAGUUGCUUGAAGGCUUUCAAGUCUGUGGGUACUCCUGGAGUGAAGCAUUUGCGAAUUGGUGGACUUUAUGGUGUGGCACACAAGCAUUAUGAAGAGUUGAAGUUUUUGUUAGGCAUGGAUAGCCAGAUACAGCAGAAUGCCCACAAGCCGCAUUUUUAUCGCAGAGGGAACAUUUAUCUGUCCUGUGAUGAUGAUCGUGCUAUUGAUCUUGAAACGUGCCCAAGAUGCCAGAACCUGAGGCUUGUUUAUGAUUGCCCAGCUGAGGGUUGUCAUGGGAAAGAACAUGCGAAUCAGGUAUGCAGGGCAUGCACAAUUUGCAUACUACGGUGUUCUCAGUGUGGCUGUUGCAUUAAUGACAGUGAAUAUGAGGAAACGUUUUGUUUGGAGUUGCUUUGCUCCGAAUGUGGGAAACAACCACUGAAGUGUUAAGAGAGGCAGCAUGAUAGUUGGUACCUCUAACUGAUGGUCUCCAUGAACAGGGUUAUAGCUUCUGUCUUCAUGGCUAGAGACUGACACCUGCAUAUCUCUGCUGGUUGCACAUUAUGGAUGAGAUAUGUGGCAAGAUGGGUUAUCUGGACAGCUACCAAGAAAUGUAAGGUAGCUUAGAAUAGUAUGGUUCCAUUUCUUUCUGUCACUAUUGCCUUCUGAGUAACUAUGUCAGCCUAUGGGUGCGGUUGUGAACUUGGGUGGGAUGCGUUUGGUAUCAUCUGAGUUGGGGGUUUAUGUCUGUCGUUGAAAGGGAGGGAAAAGAAGAAAAAAAAUAAAAAAUAAAAAGAAAAUGUAAAUUAGGAAUGGAAGGAAUAUUCUGAAGAAAGUCUCCACCCACGUACACUGUCCAAGAUGAUGUAUCUUAUGUUAUUAGGUGAUUCUGCUGAAUAACACUCAUGGAUAUUCGAAAGUGUUAGGUGAGUUGGUGUAGAAGGGGGAUUUGACUAUUCAGCAUUCUGUGCUGGGAGUGCGAUGCUGUAGAGAACAGAGUGGAAGGUGUGUUCUAUGGUAUUGACUAUCAUUCCACAUAACUUGUACCCCGCACCGCUGAAGGAAGUAAUCAUGUAUCCGAUUCCUUGAAGUGGGCUGUACCUUGGUCUUGGGCAGGAUAUCUCCUCCUUGAGCUUAGGGAGUCUGAGAACUGUGCGCUUGUGGAGACAAUUAAUUUUUACCUUCUAUGGUUGUUGAUUGUUAUUUUACAUUACAGAUGGGCAUUGUUCUUUUUUUUUCUUCCUUUGGAGGAAGAUUCUUGUUGCCCUCAGUUAUGAAUGUCAAACCCUAUAAUAUGUUAGCUUUCCAUGCCAAAAAGUGCUGUUGUUUCUUCCAAACGUUGUUGUUAGAGCUUUUGGUAUGAUUUUAAGAAAUAAACUUGUCUAGUA